Messenger RNA from Sycon ciliatum, 2051 nucleotides. RefSeq names its product RNA 3'-terminal phosphate cyclase-like. Bases 312 to 1433 code for a protein of 373 amino acids. The transcript is spliced from 10 exons. The record is from RefSeq and is a predicted model, not a curated record. Gene Ontology annotation, molecular function: RNA-3'-phosphate cyclase activity. Gene Ontology annotation, cellular component: nucleus. Gene Ontology annotation, biological process: RNA processing. Lineage: Eukaryota; Metazoa; Porifera; Calcarea; Leucosolenida; Sycettidae.
AAACAAAACAUACUCGAACUCCAGCACCUGUCCUUACUGCAAAUGUGCUCAGUUUCUGGGUCCCUACGUGCUAGGCCUUCCUCUGUCCGUGAAGACCUGACGAUUUCAAUGUCGUAAUGGGAUUUGCUGUUUGAAAGAUAGGAGAAGCAGAGGAACUGAAUACGCUCCGAGGACGUGGGACAAUCAUCUUUUGACUUACUGAUAUCUAGAACUUUGUAGGAAUUGAUUGUUUCCUUGCAAAGAUACUUCCAACAAUUUUUCGUAACUGGUCACCCGCCAACCUUGGCACCAGACUCAGUUUGUUUAGAGCCAUGCUGAAGAGCGGAAAGGCAGCAGGCAGUGGAGAUCCUGUCAGCAUUGAUGGCUCCAUUCUGGAAGGGGGUGGGCAGAUCAUCAGGAUUUCGGCAGCAUUGGCAUGCCUGUUGCGGCAGCCUGUUGCUCUCCACUCCAUCAGAGCCAAGCGCAGCAAGCCUGGACUGAGAGCACAGCACUUGACCGGCCUCGGCCUAGUCAUGGAAAUGAGUCAGGGCAACUUGGUCGGUGGCGGUGUGGGCGCUACUGAAGUUCAAUUGCACCCCGGGCAACUGCAAGGCGGCCGUUUUCAGGCCGACCCGGGAACGGCUGGAUCAGUUGCACUGCUCAUCCAAGUGUCCUUGCCGUGCGCCCUGUUCGCACCUCGGCCUACUCGCCUUCAGCUACGCGGCGGCACCAAUGCUGACAUGGCACCUCCCGUCGACUACAUACAGCAAGUUUUUUGUCCGAUAUCCAAACGCUUUGGUGUUGACUGCGAUGUUAGCAUUGUCAAGCGUGGCUUCUUUCCAAGAGGUGGUGGCAUUGUGGAUGUAAAUGUUCAACCCGUUGCUCAGCUAUCUGCAGUGGAGAUGCUUGAUCCCGGGCAUGUUGUGCGAAUCACUGGCACUGCUAUCUGUGCAGGGGAGCUACCCAGAGGUUAUGGCAAUGAUAUUGCCAAGGCCUGUCAGCGGCUAUUGCUCAAUCGGCACAAGGAGUUGGUUGCCGAUGUGAAGAUCGACAUUGCCGGCGAAUACAUUCAGCGAGAUCAAGCUACUGCAACAGGCUCAUGUGUCUUACUGGUUGCUGAGACAUCUACUGGGUGCUUACUGGCAGGUUCUGGUCUCGGAUCGAGAGGAAAGGGACCACGUGACAUCGCAGCCGACGCUGUUGAUAUGCUCACCAACAACCUUCAGCAUGGUGCCUGUGUUGAUGAACAUCUCCAAGAUCAGCUGAUCAUCCUGAUGGCGCUGGCGAAAGGCACAUCUCGUAUUCGGACUGGUCCACUCACACUUCACACUCAGACGGCCAUUGAGCUCUGCAAGAACCUGCUUGGGGUGAAUUUUGACGUUACCCCAGUGGAUGGGGUAGCUGAUGCCAAUGUCGUAUCGUGCCAAGGACUGGAAUUCUCAAGAAGCACGUAGCGAACAUUUGCCUACAAUACGAUUGCCGUCGAGAAGAGAAAGCCGUGUUGUGUUUUCCAUGUGCCAUCGGAUAUCCAUGUUAUGGUUUUAGCCGUCUGAAAAUUACCGCUGUGGUGUCAAAUCCUCUCCUCGCAGCGCUGGAGAGCCACUUUAAAACAAUAUCCGAGUCAUGCUACGAUGUACCCUGGACAUCGCCUCUAGUCAUCGCUCCGUCAAAUCAGGACAGGGUAUUUACAUCUGCCAUGUGUGAUGAGCGUAGAUUCAGCUCUACACCACGAUGGUGGCCAUUGGUUUGUGUUACAUAAAAUGCAGCUGUUGCUGGUAGCACAGCAGCCGAAUGUCAGGCGAUCAGUAUUUGAAAACAUUCCCCAUUUCAAGCUCUUUCUGCUUUGAUUAACAUCCGAUCAGGGUCUAAACUUUACAGACUUGCCCACUACUCUGGUCAUCCAGGGUCUCCAAGUCCUGGCACAAACUUUUAGAGCCUGCCUACAGUAAGGAUGAUCUGAUCUGUACGACGAGUACUAGUACCACCUCUAUUUUUGAGCUGUGACACAAUGCCCUGUCACACUCAUGAUUUCGUUGACCAGUUCACCAGCUUGUCAUUUAUGGGACACCCAU